Exserohilum turcica Et28A is the source of this 1504-nucleotide messenger RNA. RefSeq lists its product as uncharacterized. The transcript is spliced from 3 exons. Gene Ontology annotation, molecular function: phosphoprotein phosphatase activity. Lineage: Eukaryota; Fungi; Ascomycota; Dothideomycetes; Pleosporales; Pleosporaceae. The record is from RefSeq and is a predicted model, not a curated record. The annotation marks the transcript as partial.
AUGAGCGAAUCCUGGAAUCCCAAUGCACUGCCGUUCCAGCCCCGCGGCUUUGACCGCCGAGAGCAGAAUUUCGGCGCCUUUGAGAACCAGCUUCAUGCUCCUCCCCCUCCUCAAGGACACCCAGGCCCAUACGGACCACCGAGCGCACCGUGGAAUGCGGGUUUUGCGCCGCCUCCACCGCCGCCCCCACCCCCACCACACAUGUUCAACGGCCCCGAGGCGUACAACGACUAUGCCGCCCAUCAACAAGCGCAGGCGUACCAUCAGUGGAUGAUACACAAUGGCUACGGACACAAUGCGCCGCCACCUCCACCAAACUAUCCUCCAGGCCCAGAGGCUUUUGGGGGGCGCCCGCCACCGCACAUGCAGCCACAUGGACCGCCACCUUUUGGGCCGCCACCGUAUGGCCACCCGCUACACCAUGGUCCUCCGCCGUUCAUGCAGCAUCAGCAAAACCAUAUGUUUCCCAACCGCGGGAAUUACCAUGCCAUGCAUUCGCAGGCCAGCUUUGCGCCUGGUGCGAUGAACGAGGAUAUACAGAUGCCACCUCCUCCAGGCAAGAUAUCAAAGUCUGGGCUUGCUGCCAAUGGACACGCCAAGCAGAAAGAUGUGUCUAAGGGUCCCAAGUCUGCCGCACUUGUAGAUGAAAAGAAGAAGGGGCGGUAUGGUGACGAGAAGAUUGUGCUUCCCGCACCGCAGCCCACAGAAGAAUACCUCGAGCAGGCGGCUGGCGAACCGUCUACAACUGAGAGCCCUGGCAAGUUGUUGGUCAUCUUAGACCUCAACGGGACAGUUCUUUACAGGCCUAAUCGCAAUGCGAAGACCAUGAUUGAACGCCCGUUCUUGAGGCCCUUUCUCUGCUAUCUGUUCGACAACUUCAAGGUUAUGGUCUGGUCAAGCGCCAGGCCAGACAAUGUAAAGUCGCUUGUUAACCAAGCUCUGGAAAAUGACUUGCGAUCGAAACUAGUGGCUCAAUGGGCGCGAGACAGCUUCGGACUGUCCCCGACCAACUACCAGCAAAACGUCCAAGUGUAUAAGAACCUGAAAUUGGUAUGGAGCCGCAGCCAGAUUCAGUCGUUUCAUCCAGAGUACGAGACCGGUGGUCGAUUUGGUCAGCACAACACGGUCCUCAUCGAUGACACCUCCAUCAAGGCCUGUGCCCAGCCGCACAACCUUCUUGAGAUUCCAGAGUUUUCGGCUACCCCUGAGCAAAUGAAGGGCGACGUUCUGCGCGAGGUGGCUGGCUACCUGGAAGUACUGAGGAAACAGGAGGACGUGUCCAGAUUCAUCAAGAGGAAUCCGUUUGUGGACGGUCAAUGGAAAUACGAUUGGCCUGACGACUUUGCGGAUGGAGGUGAAAUGACCAGCAAGGUUUCAUCUGCUACACCGAGUAAGAAGAAGAGUAAAAAGAAACAGAAACAGCAACAGAAACAACAUGAGAAACAGCAGGCGGCGGCGGCAGCAGCUGCAAACAAAACCAACGUUACUGCGUCACAGACGCCCC